Molecule: messenger RNA, 655 nt
Organism: Aureobasidium pullulans EXF-150
Lineage: Eukaryota; Fungi; Ascomycota; Dothideomycetes; Dothideales; Saccotheciaceae
Product: mitochondrial succinate dehydrogenase subunit C
Exons: 3
Coding region: 1-558 (185 amino acids)
Biological process (GO): mitochondrial electron transport, succinate to ubiquinone; tricarboxylic acid cycle
Cellular component (GO): membrane
Molecular function (GO): electron transfer activity; succinate dehydrogenase activity
Source: RefSeq, a predicted model, not a curated record
AUGCUUGCUCAGAGACUUGGCCUUCAAUCAGCGCGCCGCUUGGCGGUCCGCCAGCCUGCGCUCCUCUCAUCGCGCGCUCCUCAACUUCUCGCAACCACCGGCUUGACUCAGUUCAGAGGUGCCGCCUUCCAGACCGUCUCCGACAACGAGGCCUCGCAACAGAUCUUGGCCAAGCAGCGCCUGAACCGCCCCGUCUCGCCUCACUUGGGUAUCUACAAGCCUCAGAUCACCUGGUACGGCUCCGCCCUCAACCGUGUCACUGGUGUCGCCCUGUCCGGUACCUUCUACCUCUUCGGCCUCUCAUACCUGAUUGCUCCCGCCUUCGGCUGGCACGUCGAGAGCGCCAGCAUUGCCGCUGCCUUCGCCGCAUGGCCUGCUGCCCUCGCCAUCCUGGCUAAGCUCGUCGCCAGCUUCCCCUUCACCUACCACAGUUUCAAUGGCCUGCGACACUUGAUGUGGGACAUGGGCAAGGGUAUUACCAACAAGCAGGUCCAGGUCACCGGCUGGUCCGUCGUUGGACUGAGCGUCUUCACCAGCUUGGUUCUGGCCCUUUUGUAGAUGUCCCAUUCUCUCUCCUGGCAUGAUGUUGUUUUUGUUCUUUACCCAAGUUCUGUCUUUCUCAUGAAUAUAUUUCCUCCUGAGUUGUUCCGACAAC